UGAAGAGCUAAUAUCUCAUGAAUUUGAAAAAUUCACAGAUGAAGAUGAAUGGAUCGAUAAAAUCGAAGAACAAGAUAAAGCAGAAACUUACUAUACUGAAGAAGAAAAAGCUAAAAAAAUUCUUCUAAACAACUAUCAAAUUUUUGCUGAAAAUAUUUCUAAAGAAGAACAAACCUUAGAAUUAGGACAAACCAAAGAAGUUUGUUAUAAAAUUGACACUCCUGAUGCUAAACCAAUUAAACAAUGA
This is a messenger RNA of Racocetra persica, 247 nucleotides long. The record is from the annotation of a GenBank genome assembly. NCBI's taxonomy places the organism in Eukaryota, Fungi, Glomeromycota, Glomeromycetes, Diversisporales, Gigasporaceae.